This is a messenger RNA of Harmonia axyridis, 3233 nucleotides long. RefSeq names its product nuclear exosome regulator NRDE2. Gene Ontology annotation, molecular function: protein binding. Bases 80 to 3058 code for a protein of 992 amino acids. Gene Ontology annotation, biological process: regulatory ncRNA-mediated post-transcriptional gene silencing; negative regulation of RNA catabolic process. The record is from RefSeq and is a predicted model, not a curated record. Gene Ontology annotation, cellular component: catalytic step 2 spliceosome. The transcript has 3 exons. NCBI's taxonomy places the organism in Eukaryota, Metazoa, Arthropoda, Insecta, Coleoptera, Coccinellidae.
UGUCAAAUGGUUAGGGUUAUGUUGAUAAAUUAAAAGAUAAUCAAAUUUAAGAAAUAAUCUUUGAUAAAAACUUAAAAGUAUGUCUUUGUUCCCUGCAUAUUCCGAUCUCUCAGAAUCCAACACUAAUGUUGCGGAUGAAGCCUGGCUCCAACAAUCAAGUUUUCCAAUAACUGUACCCCAAAAGUCCUCAGAAAUAAAUUCAAAACAGAAUGUUGACUCAAGUUUAUCAGAUACUAACGAUCCUCAAAGUACUACGAAAAAACAUAAGAAAUCCAAGAGAAAAAUUAAGGAAGAUUCUUCUGAUAAAUCUUUAAAUGUAGAUUCAAGUCUAUCAGAUACUAGUGAUUCUCCUAUGAUUGAGAAGAAAUAUAAGAAGUCCAAGAAGAAGAUUAAGAAAGAUUCUUCUGAUAAAUCUUCAAAUAGUAUGAAAUGUGAUAUAACUGAAAAUGACAUAUUUUUUAUUGACAAGAAACCAACCAAAGAAUUUCUCAAUGUGAAAACUAUUUCUAGACCUGCAGUAGCGAAGUAUAAAAUACAUUAUUACCUCAUAAAAAAGCAUAUGAAAAAACGAAAAUUGAAAAGAUUUUAUCAUCAAUUAUCUUCUGAAGAUAUUAAAAAAAGUGAAGAUAUUGAAAAAAAUUUCAACAAUGUGAACUUUGAUUCGUUGCAACAUGAAAUGGAAUUGACACAGAAGACUGCAAUUUAUAAUAGAACAGUACAUGAGGAUCCAAAAAAUGUGGAAAUGUGGUUGGAAUUCAUUGAUUACCAAGAUAUUAUAUUCAAAUUUGAGAAGAACUAUAAAAAGGGAAGUAUAGCAAAAGGUUUAAGAGCUAAUGCCGAGCGAAAACUUAAUAUUAUAGAAAAAGCAUUAUCACACAAUCCAAAUUCUGAGAAAUUGCAUCGAAAAAGAUUACAAAUAAUGGUUAGUGUUUAUCCUGCAGAUGAAUUACAGAAGCAACUUGGAGAUUUGUUAAGUAAAGACCAAGGGAACAUAAUUUUAUGGCAAGGAUACAUUGAAGCAACACAGUGUUCCAUGUCACAUUGCAACACUUCUGCUGUAUUGAAAUUAUAUACAAGUUGUUUAUCAACUUUGCAUAAAAUAAGAAGAAACUCUUCCUCAGAUUGUGCAUUAUUAGAGGAAAAUAUUUUGAGGAUACUUUAUCAAUGUGGUUUAUUCUUAAAACAAAGUGGUCUUUUUGAACAGUUGUGGACAUUAUUAAAGAUGUACUUAGAGAUGAAUCUAGGGCAAUUAGUUCAAGGAAGCUUUGAUAUAACAGUAAACUUAAAUGAAAAAAAAUUAUUAGACUUAGAAGAUGUGGUUUUCAAAUCACAGUUACCUAGUCACGAGUUAUGGUUGAGAACAGAAAAACUGAGAGAAUCUUAUCAUUGGUUACCUGUAAUAGAAAAUUGUGAAGAUCCUCAAAGAAUCGUGUUUGCUGAAGAUGUAGUGGAGUUGAUCCAACCAAUAACCAUGCCUGAAAAUACUUACAGAUUGACUGCAACAAUUUUAACCUUAUUGAAAAUUCCAUUGCUACCUUGUAGACACAGUACUAUUCAAGAACUUGGACUUGAUUACGUGCCAUGGGCUUUAGACUCUAUAGAAUCUGUCCUUCCAAUUUUUUACCCCAUCUACCCAAUACAGUUAGAUUUAGGAAAUUUUUUGAGUGAUUAUCAAUUAUCUGUGGGUCCACAAUACCUGAAAGUAUUUCCAGGUCAAGAAGAAUAUUUAAUGUUCAUAUUAACCGUUAUAGAAAAGUGUAUAAAUUGUUUACAAGGUGAAGAUCAAACUUCUCUCAUUGUUUGGUGGUUUAGGUUUCAGAGAUUAUUAAUUAUCUUGAAUGAUAAAAUUAAACUACCUUCAAAUUUGAUUAAGACGAUGAAAUCAAAUAUAAAACACUUACUGAAAAAACCAGAGAACAGAAGUAAUAUAUUAUUUUAUGUAGAGUAUGCACUGGUUGAGAAAGAACUGAAUACUGUUGAAAGUGGUCUUAAAAUUCUUGAAAUUGCUCUGUCUUUUGUGAAAGAAUUAAAUUUUGAUCCCUCACAAAUCAACUCCGAUCAAGAACACAUGUGUUAUUUGAUAAGAACCAUUGUAGAAACUAAUAUACUUCUUGAACAAAAUGAGAAAGCCGUGAAAUACUUGGCCAACUUUGUUCUAGGAAAAACUAUUCAAUCGAAAUGUGAAAUUAAUGAAGACACCCUAAAGCAAGCUACAAUGAAAUUCAAACAUGUAUCUCUACAACUUUCAACAAAAAUGGGUUCUUCAAAAAUAUCUCCUACCAAGCAUUUGCUUCCUAUUAUCACAUGUGAUUGGGUAAUUUGUAACGGCUGGUUCAUUUAUUUAACAAAAGGUCCUUUAGAAUGUGGGGUAUUCUUGGAAGAUUUGUUGGAAAAGAUGAAUGAAAAAGAUAGUGAACCUUCUUUACAAAAAGAAAUUAUUUAUGAAUUCUAUGUGGCAACAAUGUUCAAAUUCUGCAGUAGUAAUCCUGGUUACGGAUUAUUCAAGGCACUAGAUGAUGUAAUGAAUAGAGCCUUGAGAUUGUUUCCUAAUAAUCUAUUUCUCUUAUCAGUGCUUGCCAAAGGACAGUUGUUAUUCAACUCACUUGGCCCUAAAUUUUGGAAAAUUAAAGAUUUGGCAUUGAAAACAGAACAUGCCUUACCUGUGUUAUUAAUUAUUUCCAUGACACAACAGACAAUAUUGAACUUACAUGAACAACGUACAGACACAAUUACAGGUGAAAGUAUACAAAUAGAUGAUACAUUUUUCAAGAAUACUGUUUUAUCUCUAUUUAAAGCUGCAACAAAAUCCAAUAUAUGUACUAGAAGAUGUGGUUUCAUAUGGCGUUUAUACCUACAAUUUAUUCACAAGUUUUUUGAUCCACAGUUGUGUAGACAGGUUUACUAUUGUGCUGUUGAGGAAUGCCCUUGGUUGAAGGCACUUUAUAUUGAUGCAGCAAUCUAUAUACCAGCAGAAUUAGGACAAAUUCAGGACCUUAUUAUAGAAAAACAGUUGAGAUUGCACAUAACACCUGAAGAAUUAGAAGUGUUGCGUGAUUGAUUUGUAAAGAAUAAUUUUCAGAUCAACGUAUGUAUAUAUUAUCAUCUUUAUUUAAUUUUUGUAUAUAUUGUAACCAACUAAAUCUGCAUAUUUCGUAUUGAUCUUGUAAGAAAGUUUAUUUUUCAAAAUGUGUUAAUAAAAUGAGAAUUGAAUAAAAUGUAGUGCCUUCAUAAGA